AUGCAGAGCUCUCGUUCACGCUUCGCAUCGGCUGCCGCCGCUUCCUACGAACGCGACGGUCUCACCUCCCCUCGCUCCUCUCUCCUCAUGUGCACACACGGACAGACAGACAGACGGACACGGGACAGGCAUGAGCGGAGGCGGAGCGGGCAGGACAUGCCCCGCCGGGCACCGCACACGGGCACGGGCACUCGGGUGCCAACCCUGAAUGACCUUUUAGAGUAGGUUGGAGAAUUGGACUUCUUUCAGAAGAAAGCCUUCUUUGUGUUAUGCCUGCUUUCUGCUACUUUUGCUCCCAUUUAUUUUGGGAUUUCUUUCCUGGGAUGCACCCCUGAGCAUCGCUGCUCCAGCCCCGGGGUGGCCGAGCUGAGCCAGCGCUGUGGCUGGAGCCUGGAGGAGCAGCUGAACCACACGGUUCCCGAGUGGGAUGGCCACGGGGCCAGCUUCAGCAGCCGCUGCAGGAGGUACGAGGUGGACUGGAACGCCACAGGCAUCAGCUGCACUGACCCCCUUGGCAGCCUGGUGGGCAGUGGGAGCACCGUGCCCCUGGGGCCCUGCCGGGAUGGCUGGGUCUAUGACUCCCCUGGCAGCUCUCUUGUGACAGAGCUUACGCAUAUUUGUCCUUACAGUUGGUUGUGUGUGAAUGCUGGGUUUUUUAUUGGCUCUAUGAGCAUUGGCUACAUAGCAGAGGUGCUGACAGCAGCAGAGGACAAGAACAGUGCUCAGAAAGGUGCAGCCCUUGGCCACAAGAUCAUCUGCCCAUCAAAUGAUGCCAUGGAGAGCACCAGAAAAUUCGUAAAAGUAAAGUUGGUUGCCCAAAACCGAGUUGAUGAAGGCUGUUGCCACAUGUCCAUGCUUGUGAGUAUCCAACCUUGUGAGUAG
Messenger RNA from Catharus ustulatus (Swainson's thrush), 882 nucleotides. Its product is annotated as solute carrier family 22 member 1-like. The record is from RefSeq and is a predicted model, not a curated record. The transcript has 5 exons. Lineage: Eukaryota; Metazoa; Chordata; Aves; Passeriformes; Turdidae.